AGGCCGCCUGCGUUCCCGUGAUGCUGAGUAACGGCUGGGAGCUGCCCUUCUCCGAGAUCAUCGACUGGAACACGGCGGCCGUCAUCGGGGACGAGAGGCUGCUGCUGCAGAUCCCAUCCACGGCCCGGUCCAUCCAUCAGGACAAAAUCCUAGCACUUAGACAGCAAACACAGUUCCUGUGGGAGGCCUAUUUUUCUUCUGUGGAGAAGAUUGUAUUGACCACUCUGGAGAUCGUCCAGGACCGCGUGUUCCAGCACUGGUCCCGCAGCACCCUGAUGUGGAACAGCCACCCUGGGGGGCUCUUCGCGCUCCCGCAGUACUCCGUCUACCUGGGGGACUUCCCCUUCUACUACGCUGCGCUCGGUAUCAAGCCUUACCCAAAGUUCACGGCAGUAAUCCACGCCGUCACGCCUCUGGUGUCCCAGUCCCAGCCCAUUCUCAAGCUCCUGGUGGCGGUGGCCAAGUCGCAGUACUGCGCCCAGAUCAUCGUCCUGUGGAACUGCGACAAGCCCCUCCCUGCCAAGCAUCGCUGGCCUGCCACCUCUGUGCCUGUCAUCGUCAUCGAGGGGGACAGUAAGGUGAUGAGCAGUCGCUUCCAGCCUUACGAGACGAUUGUGACGGAUGCUGUACUGAGUCUGGAUGAAGACACGGUGCUGUCCACCACUGAGGUGGAUUUUGCCUUCACCGUUUGGCAGAGCUUCCCGGAGAGGAUUGUGGGAUACCCCGCACGGAGCCACUUUUGGGACAGCAACAAAGAACGCUGGGGCUACACCUCCAAGUGGACCAACGACUACUCCAUGGUGCUAACUGGAGCUGCUAUCUACCACAGAUAUUACCACUACCUGUACACUAACUUCCUGCCAGCUAGCCUGAAGAACAUGGUGGACCAGCUGGCCAACUGUGAGGACAUCCUCAUGAACUUCCUGGUGUCUGCAGUCACCAAACUCCCCCCCAUUAAGGUCACACAGAAGAAACAGUAUAAAGAGACCAUGAUGGGACAGUCAUCCCGAGCCUCACGUUGGGCCGACCCAGACCACUUUGCCCAGCGCCAGACCUGCAUGAACAAAUUCGCCAGCUGGUUUGGCACCAUGCCCUUGGUCCACUCCCAGAUGAGGUUGGACCCAGUUCUCUUUAAGGACCAGGUCUCCAUCUUGCGCAAGAAAUACAGGGACAUCGAGAGACUCUGACGAGCCCUGGCGUCCCUGCCCCAUGGCUGCCCACCCCUCUGCCCAAAGCGCAGGGGAGGAUGGGCACGUAGAGACAAGGAAGGACAGGACAUGCUGCAUGUGCACCAGGGGGUGCUACAGCUCGGUCUUCCAAUCAGUGCGCGUUGCCACGACGACGGCCGCAGGACCCGGGACACGUCAGGGGAAGCACAUACACGCACACACACGGGCGUGCGCACAUGCACACACACGACACAAGCACGCACUACUGAUGACAAGACUGUGGGAGAGCAUAUUUUUUUAACGAAUGCCGCAAGUGGACUGACCCCUAUUCUCUGAUUGCCCCCUUUAUCGCAACCAAGCAGGUUUUAUUUGAAAUCUGUUACCUGGGAGAGAGAGGAAAAAAAACACUUUUUUUACUCCUUUUUUUCAGCCUUUUUUAUUUGCCUGGUUUUGUUUGUAUUCCCCCAUCGCAGUUCCUGUUGAAAGCCCUCGAUCUUUCCUUUCAGGGAGGUGAACACCCAAUCGAAUUGUCAAAACCACAACUUCACGGUGCCUAACACUACAAAGUACAGCUGUCCUUGUCCGUUUUAUAAAGUUAUUUUUUUUUUUUAUUUGUGCAGGUUUUCUCUGUUUUUAUUUUGAUAAUGUUUGAUGUCUAUGGUGAUCGGUUUAAACACAAGGUCACAGAAUUCUCAUGUUCUCCGUUCAAACCCACCAAGAUUUAGUGUCGUCGAGGAUUCUCUUCAGUGUUGCACUGCCCAUAAAUGUUGUAACAUAAAAAUGUGACAGACAAAUUUUUCAAGCUACAUUCGCCUGAACAGCUUUUUGUUGGCAUUCAGUCAACAAAACAAUUUUAUCGUCGCCAAAACAUGAUCAUCACCUGAUUGUAACAUCCUGUCGGAGGUGUACGGUAGCCAUUUUCCCAAAUCCUUAAUGUUUUUCUAUAUCGUCAACAUCUUCAGACCUCUUUAUACACCACCCCGCAUUGUUUUGUUGCCAUUGUGUUCUCCUGUACAAAUACAACUCGAAGGAAGGGGUGCGCCUGUGAAUUACAAAGAGGGGCAGCCUCACUGCAGCAAGCCAUUGUGCUGGGUUAAAAGGCCUGGGAAUAUCCCUAAGAGUAGAGAAGGCGACCUACCCCACCCGACACCCCAGUACUCCAGUCAUUUUCAGCCUGAAGCCCCUCCCACGUGGGAGGUCUCUCAGCCCAUCCGUCUCCAGCGUUGUGUGCUGUCUGUGUAGCUACUUCAUUGCUCAUCACUAUAGUCUUGCAUUCACAUGUUUUUAUUGAUUACAUUUCAAGGGAAUGGUGCUGAGAACAGGGAACGGUACUUUACCAUCCAUGCUGAAUAAAUGCUUUUUUAUGAUUAUUUUUUUAUGUUUUUAGAGCAAGGGCUAUGUUAGUCUUAGCUCGGACAGGUACUUGAAUGUCUGAGGACUUGAAGGAGCACUCUGCAAGUGGCCUUUUAAUGAAGGGGACUGGAUUUCAGUGUCAACCAGCUCUGAACCAAAGUCAGAUUACACAGCAUCGUUGUGACUUUAAUCCCCAUCACGAUUCCUUCUAAAAAAAAAAAAAAAAACUUUCCUAUUUAGCCGCGAAAGUCUGUUUCAGAUGUGUACCGUAACAGACGCCAGCUUUCCUGGAUCUGUGCUCGAGCUCUCAGUGACGGGUGGUGACCUAAUUCUCCAGCUUAUGUCAUUAUUAUAUAACCAAACUAUUUAAGAGCACAGCUAGCCUGUCACCUUAAGAAAGUGGAAUUAGUUCCUAUUUUUUUAUCAGAAUAUACUAAACUGCCAGAAGUGUUAGAGACUAUGGUGCAUUGCAAGGAUUUGACAAAUAUAUAACAAUAUAGGAAACGAAUGGUAUAAUCCUUGAUUUUUAUGCCACUACAGAUACAUUUCCCAAACUUUUGUGAAAGAAUUCAAACAUUUCAACUCUGCGACAUUAGAAACUGCUCUUUGUUAAGACGGCAAUCAUAUUUAAACACUACAGCAAAAGGUGUCACGGGAUAUCGGGAGUUCAAACUACCUCGACUGGGAAACAUUGCCCAAAAUUGCACCCCAAUCUGACCCUGGAGAUUCAAAGUAAAUUUAUAUAUAAUCGCUUUCAUGAGGAUUUCGAAAGCUUAGGUUUACUUAUUGCCUCACUAUUUAAAAAUGAAUGAUGUACUCUCAGCAAAUACACAGACGAAACGAUCUGUGGGAACGGAUUAAGCCACGGCAACCCAAAAACUCAUGACCCUCAGCUGGUUAACACUGGAGUACAGCUCUCCUUUAAAUCGCAUUUUAAAUUGAAAUCCAGUCUUUAUGUCUGUCAUUUUAAUUUAAACAUUUGAGACAUCUCACAUGGAAACUCCCAGUUCUGUGCGUGAUUCAUUUCUUAGCCAACAGACAUUUCACAAAGCCUAGUUACAGUAUAUAGACUUGUAUAUUUAUUUUCACAAGGAAUGGAGGCUAACAGAUGUAUUCUAUGUGAUUACUGACAGCAAUCCGGGGGCUACUUAGCUGGGGUAAAUCUGUAAAGCAUAAAAAGAACGUAUCUUAUUUUGUAAACGAUGUACAUUUGUAAUGUCACCCCUUCCCCCCCAUGCUGACAGUUUUGUUCUUAUUUUCCACUAUGCUGUCACGUCAUUCAGAGAAUAAAGACUAUCCUCAUGA
Messenger RNA from Paramormyrops kingsleyae, 3827 nucleotides. Lineage: Eukaryota; Metazoa; Chordata; Actinopteri; Osteoglossiformes; Mormyridae. The record is from RefSeq and is a predicted model, not a curated record.